Molecule: messenger RNA, 1264 nt
Organism: Aspergillus ruber CBS 135680
Lineage: Eukaryota; Fungi; Ascomycota; Eurotiomycetes; Eurotiales; Aspergillaceae
Exons: 1
Coding region: 220-1053 (277 amino acids)
Source: RefSeq, a predicted model, not a curated record
CCGUUGGGCGGGCCCUACGCUGCACAAGUUUAACAUUCACAUCGCAUACACAUACAUUCCUACGGCGUACGGCACACAGUGCACAGCGUACAUAGCGGAGGAUUUUGCCGGUCGUCGUCCUUACAUAUACUACUUAUCAUAUAGCUGCAUGGUAUCACAGGAACUGCAACCAAAUACCAAAGCCUACCAUACCAAGCAGGAAAAAGAAAGGAACCAAAAAUGAGCUUCGAUAAUCUUCGCCAAGAUUUCACCAUCCACGCAAUCCCUGAAAUCGACGACGACUUAGAAACCACAGCAAACAAGCUCAAAGACCUAGCCUCUGUAGUGCAAAGAGGCAACAGCCUCGCUCUCUGGACGGGUCUGAAGGCAGCAACCCCGCAGCCACGCAGUGAUGCGGUGACAAAUGCGCGAAUGCAAAUGACGCCUUCGGAGCGGCAAGCUUAUGAUGCGUGGAAGGAGGGGAAGUACCAAAUUCCAGAGUUUGAGUGGACGGGGAACGUGGCUGUUGUUCCGAAGGGAGCGCAGAGUUUGAAGAAGUUUGAGAAGAGGGCGAUUGCUAUGGAUAUUAUUUGGGGAUGGAGACCCUUAUCUCAACCUGAAAGGGAAGAUAAGGGAGAAGAAGGAGAGGGGUCAAGUGCAAGUGACAGUACCAGUAUGAACGCUAGAGCCACGCCAGAGAAUGCGUCGUGGUUGACGUUUAACAUGCCAGCCACGCUACCGCUGAUUCAAGCUGUCGUCCGGGUGUUGAACGCGGAGAAACAAGCGCAGCAGAAUCCCCACGCCGGGUUAUCGGAGAUGGAAAUUGUCGAGAUGGAAACGGCGCGCAAGAUUGUGGCGGCCGCCGAGAGGAACCGUUCCCGCGAGUUGGAACGCAUCCGUCUUUUGACUCGGUCGAUUACUCAGAAUACGGAGGUGAUGAAAGCUCGGAUACAGAGCCUGGAGAAACGGCUCCAGUCAUCAUCGUCACCAUCAAUGUCCGUAUCACCGUCACAGUCGACACUGGAAACCACGGCCCCUAGGGGGGAGAAGCGAAAACAGCUUGAAUCGGAUUGAUUUCGGUGCACUGUGCCGUAUACUUCGUACUCUAUACGGAUAUUGCCGGACUACCGAGAUAACUUUGGGCAUCUGAACACAUGAUUCAAAUUUAGGACAGGCCAUGGACUUGGUUUUGGCAUGAUGCAAGGAAUUUCCUCAAUAUCAAGAAUAUUGCCGGCAUUUUUAUCCAUUGACCCAUACCGGGAUUGGGGAUGUUUACGGCGGGUUC